AUGUUUGUCUUGCCGGUGAUGCAAACAACACCAGAGGGAUCUCAACCGUUGGAGAAGGUUCCCACACAGAUCACACCGUCCGAUAUACAAUUACCAGUGGCGUUACUUUCACACUGGGGCCUUCCAUUCUACAGCGAGUUACCUGAAGAGGGAGUGGCACGAACAGAACUUAUGGAAGAAUAUUUAAUAGGUUUGACACGUCUGGUGCGGAUGCGUAAUGCUUUAUUUAAUGAGGCCUAUGAUAAUGCCUUACAGGUACUGGUGCGUGAUGAAACGGUGGAGCGAGAGUUUAUUGAAGAGGAUAGUAACGCACUGGUUUGGUGGAGUUUCAUUGAAUAUACAUCAGAAGAGGCACGAAGGGUUUUGGAGAGAAGAGAAGAAACAGAACGAUUGCGUAUUAUAGAUGCCUUCUUUGUAUCUGCGUUAUCCGAUAUGUCUCACUUUGAGACUAUUCAUCGUCAACAUGUGGCAACACAGUUUUUGGAUAGUUGUUUCUUGAAAUUAUGUCAAGUGAAACCUGGAUGGAUGUGGCGACGUGUUCCUCCUGUACUUGAUGAUGAGGACUCCUCUAUACCAAGAACCGUAAGGGCUCCACUAUGGGUGGGUGAACUUUCCGCUGAAGAGAGUGAAGCACGGAAGCGUAUUACCAAUAAUUUCUUUUCUGGAUUUAGUCUUAUUUUGGAAGUUUUCACAACUACAGAAAAACGGCUUAUGCAUAGUAAUCAUGUAAAAGAUUUUCAGUCUUAUGUGGUUCCACUCUCCGAGAUGGAGAAAAAGGCUACUCUUAUUCAAGCUACUUUUCGUGGAUACCGUGUUCGACAACGUAUUGCUGUUGCAGGAUGA
Molecule: messenger RNA, 843 nt
Organism: Trypanosoma theileri
Lineage: Eukaryota; Euglenozoa; Kinetoplastea; Trypanosomatida; Trypanosomatidae
Product: putative DNA-damage inducible protein DDI1-like protein
Exons: 1
Coding region: 1-843 (280 amino acids)
Molecular function (GO): protein binding
Source: RefSeq, a predicted model, not a curated record